CGCUCUCCAGUCUCCGCCACUGUUGCGAAAUUCUCUGUCAUUGUCGUCGAUUUCUUUCAACAAAUUCAUCCACAGUAAUGCUCCGGUGGCGGUCAGGUGGCGUCUACAGCCGGAAUCAGAAUCACAUUCAUCGCAACCGUCGCGGAAUCUCUGUUUUUCUUUUGCUUUAUGCGCUGCACUGCACUGAACCAGCGUAGUAGUCCACAGCGACCUCUUCUAUAUAGCUUCCUCAUCACUGGAUCCUUGUUCUUCAGUGCUCUGAAGAGCUCCAGAUUCAGCGCGGCGGCGAUGGCGGGAAAUGACUGGGUGAACAGUUACUUGGAGGCGAUACUUGACGUUGGGCCUGGACUCGAUGAUGCCAGAGCGUCGCUUCUGCUGAGGGAGAGAGGACGCUUUAGUCCUACUCGUUACUUCGUUGAGGAGGUCAUCACUGGCUUCGAUGAAACCGAUCUCUAUCGCUCUUGGGUUCGGGCUGCGGCUACGAGGAGUCCGCAGGAGAGGAACACGAGGCUGGAGAAUAUGUGCUGGAGGAUUUGGAAUUUGGCGCGAAAGAAGAAGCAGCUUGAAGGAGAAGAAGCUCAACGUAUCGCUAAACGCCAUCUCGAACGCGAAAGAGGGCGAAGAGAAGUUACUGCUGAAAUGUCAGAAGAUUUAUCAGAAGGAGAGAGAGGAGAUGUACCCAGCGAUCUCUCACUGCACGGUGACAGCAUUAGAGAUAAAGUACCCAGAGUUGGUUCUGUUGACACAAUGGAAAGCUGGGCUAUUCAACACAAGGAUAAGAAACUAUAUAUCGUUUUAAUAAGCCUUCAUGGCUUGAUUCGUGGUGAAAACAUGGAACUUGGACGUGAUUCUGAUACUGGUGGCCAGGUGAAGUAUGUUGUAGAACUUGCUAGAGCCUUGGGGAGAAUGCCGGGGGUAUAUAGGGUUGAUUUGCUUACUAGACAAGUUUCAGCUCCUGAUGUGGACUGGAGUUAUGGUGAACCAACGGAGAUGCUUAAUCCAAGGAGCUCUGGCAGUUCCAAAGAUGAGCUUGGCGAGAGUAGUGGGGCUUAUAUUAUCCGAGUGCCAUUUGGGCCAAAGGACAAGUAUAUUCCAAAAGAACUUCUCUGGCCUCAUAUUCCUGAAUUUGUUGAUGGUGCUCUUUGCCAUAUUAUCCAGAUGUCCAAAGUUCUUGGUGAGCAAGUUGGAGAUGGGCAACUAGUUUGGCCUGUUGCUAUACAUGGACAUUAUGCAGAUGCAGGUGACUCUGCAGCUCUUUUGUCUGGAACAUUAAACGUUCCAAUGCUAUUUACUGGUCACUCACUUGGACGAGAUAAGCUUGAACAAAUUCUAAAACAAGGACGACAAUCAAGGGAAGAAAUAAAUGAAACUUAUAAAAUAAUGCGGAGGAUAGAGGCAGAGGAGCUGUGUCUUGAUGCUUCUGAAAUCAUUAUAACUAGCACCAGGCAGGAGAUUGAAGAGCAAUGGCGCCUUUAUGAUGGCUUUGAUCCAGUCAUAGAGCGGAAACUGCGAGCAAGAAUAAAAAGAGGAGUCAGCUGUUAUGGCAGGUUUAUGCCUCGCAUGGUUGUAAUUCCUCCUGGAAUGGAGUUUCAUCAUGUUGUUCUACCUGACGCUGAUAUGGAUGGGGAAGUUGAGAAGACUGAUGAUGGUCAUGGUUCUUCAGACCCUCCAAUUUGGGCUGAGAUUAUGCGGUUCUUUUCCAAUCCACGGAAGCCAAUGAUACUUGCACUUGCAAGGCCAGACCCAAAAAAGAAUAUUACCACUUUAAUCAAAGCAUUUGGAGAAUGUCGUCCACUGAGGGAGCUUGCAAACCUGACAUUAAUCAUGGGAAACCGUGAUGAUAUUGAUGAAAUGUCUGGCACGAACGCAUCAGUUCUUCUAUCAAUUAUUAAGCUAAUUGACAAAUAUGACUUGUACGGGCAAGUGGCGUACCCUAAACACCACAAGCAGUAUGAUGUUCCCAACAUUUAUCGACUUGCAGCAAAAACGAAGGGUGUUUUCAUCAAUCCUGCUUUCAUCGAACCAUUUGGACUUACUUUAAUUGAGGCUGCAGCUCAUGGUUUGCCGACUGUUGCUACAAAAAAUGGCGGUCCUGUUGAUAUUCUUCGGGUUCUCGAUAACGGUCUGCUGGUUGACCCCCAUGAUCAAAAGUCCAUUUCUGAUGCUCUUUUAAAGCUUGUUUCAGAUAAGCAACUCUGGGCAAGGUGCAAACAGAAUGGUCUAAAAAAUAUUCACCUUUUCUCAUGGCCAGAGCAUUGCAAAACAUAUCUAUCUCGAAUAGUCAGCUGCAAACCAAGGCAGCCUCAAUGGCAAGGAGAUGAUGAUAGAUUUGAAAAUUUGGGCCCAGAUUCACCUGGUGAUUCUUUGAGAGAUAUUCAGGAUAUAUCUCUGAACUUGAAGUUUUCAUUCGAUGGUGAGAAGAAUGAAGGGAGUACGACCUUGGAAAAUGCUUUAGAUCCGGAGGAGAAUGCUGCUGAUGCAAAAAUACAGUCAGAGAAUGCUGUAAUGGCAUUGUCAAAAGCUGUUUUAGGUGGCAUUCAAAAGGUUCGCUCAACUGGUGAAGUGGACCAGAAUCCUGCAACUAGUAAAUUCUCGGCAGUGAGGAAAAAAGUCAUCUUUGUGGUCGCUGUGGACUCCGAUUCAUUCAUUGAUUCACUUGAAAUCAUUGAGUCAGUUGUAGAAGCCGUAGGUAAGGACAAGAAUGCAGGGUUUAUUGGUUUCAUAUUGUCGACAUCGUUGAGCAUACAUGAGGUCUACUCUCAAAUGAUCUUGGGGGGUUUCAUCCCUUCAUACUUUGAUGCUUUCAUCUGUAACAGCGGAAGUGAGCUCUAUUAUCCAUCUUCAAAUUCCGAUGACGACCCUUUUGGGCUUCCCUUUGUAGUAGAUGUGGAUUAUCAUUCACAUAUUGAUUACCGCUGGGGUGGAGAAGGUCUGAGAAAAACUUUGGUUCGCUGGGCUACUUCCAUCAAUGAAAAGCAAGGAGAGGGCAAAAUUGUUUUGGAAGAUGAGUCGGGAUCAACUUCUCAUUGUUUUGCAUUUGAAGUGAAAGAUCCAACAGUGCUUCCUCCAGUUAAAGAGCUACGGAAAUUAAUGAGAAUCCAGGCUCUUAGAUGCCAUGCUUUAUAUUGUCAAAAUGGAAAGAAGCUGAAUGUCAUCCCUGUAUUGGCUUCAAGGUCUCAAGCUCUGAGGUAUCUCUACCUUCGAUGGGGAAUGGACUUGACAAAGGUGGUGGUGUUUGUGGGAGAAUGUGGGGACACAGAUUAUGAAGGUUUGAUUGGUGGAGUUCACAAAACUGUGAUAUUGAAGGGCAUCGAUUGCAGUGCUGCUAGCAAGCUUCAUGCCAACAGAAGCUAUCCUCUGGAACAUGCUGUACCAUUCAGCAGCCCAAAUGUUAUCCAAGCAGAAGGAUGCAAGAUUGCUGACAUAAGAACUGCAUUGGGGAAGCUAGGUGUUCUUGAGGCUUAGAGAGUUAAGUUCUGACUCAACUAUUUCCUAUCCAAAUGUAUAUAUCAAAUAGUUUCUACGCUAUUUUGCUACUAGAUCAUCAGUUUCUGCAACUUUUGUUGCAGGGGAGUUUUUGUUGCUGAAUAAACUUCUGCCUAGAAUUUGUCAUCUUCUUGAGAGAUUCUUCACUCCAUCAUGAUGAGAGUGGAUAAACGAUACAUGUUUCGAGAUGUUUUAAUACUCUAAAUAAUAUCAUGAUCAAUUUUUGUAAUUCCUAUUUCUUGUUCGUGUAAGAAAGUAUGGUUUUAACGUUUCCUCGGCAAAACUUUGGUUGCUACAUUGUUGCAAAUGUCACUAAUUUUGCUUUGUAGCAGUUGCGACAUUAUCUACAACCUUUCUUACUCUUAAAGAUCUUCCACCUGUAGUUUUAUAACCAAUUUAUAUUGUGUUUUCUGUUUUUAAAAUAUAUAUAUAUAUAUUUAAUAAUUUGUUUGCAACUGUCAACUGCUUAAAAUACUUUUGAAAACUUAGCUCAAAUUUCAUGAUAGAAAACGUGUAUUAGGAAACUUUUUGUUGCACGGUAGAUUCUUUAGUUGAUUUAUUUGGCUGAUAUCUAGUUAGAUUUGAUUUGGCUAGCUGAUAAAGUUUAUCUGAAACUGUUUUUUUUUUCUUUCUAAUUUUUAAAAUUUGCCCUGGAUUUUAUUUUAUUUUUUUCUGAAAGGCCGAUUGCAGGAUGAAGGAUUUGGUAACUGAAAUGAUUAGUUCUCUGCCGCUCCAAAAUCAGAUUAGUUGAUGACUAAAACAGAGUCAAACCAAAUCUGAUCUAGAGAAGAUCUUCUCCAACG
Messenger RNA from Momordica charantia (bitter melon), 4289 nucleotides. RefSeq names its product putative sucrose-phosphate synthase 1. Gene Ontology annotation, molecular function: sucrose-phosphate synthase activity; sucrose synthase activity. Gene Ontology annotation, biological process: sucrose metabolic process. The record is from RefSeq and is a predicted model, not a curated record. Lineage: Eukaryota; Viridiplantae; Streptophyta; Magnoliopsida; Cucurbitales; Cucurbitaceae.